AUGGGUUAUGAAGUUCCUUUGACUGUCAUGACGGUGUUUUGGCUGCUUGUUGGCUGCGGAGGACCCCUGAUUGUCCCGAAAGGUCCUCACAGACCGGUUAUACAAUUAAUGCUAACAACUUCUUCAGUUUGCUGUUACCUAUUCUGGCUGAUGUCAUCAAUGGCGCAAGUUAAUCCUCUUUUUGGUCCGAUACUAGAUGCAAACUCUAUACGUAUUCUGCAGCGUGAAUGGGAGCCUAUUAGAGUACUAUAGACCAUCUGAAAAUGUUUCCAGUCAAUUCGUUUGCCACUAAUGAAAAAUAAAAACCAUUGCGCUGUGUUGUGAGUUACGCUGAAUUUCGGAGCUUACUGACCGUUAUCUCAAAUCUCCACUCCAUUGGUCUUGUAGCAUCUGUUGUUUCUUAC
Messenger RNA from Heterobilharzia americana, 404 nucleotides. NCBI's taxonomy places the organism in Eukaryota, Metazoa, Platyhelminthes, Trematoda, Strigeidida, Schistosomatidae. The record is from the annotation of a GenBank genome assembly.